This is a messenger RNA of Malania oleifera, 1976 nucleotides long. RefSeq names its product putative UPF0481 protein At3g02645. The transcript has 2 exons. Bases 55 to 1755 code for a protein of 566 amino acids. The record is from RefSeq and is a predicted model, not a curated record. Lineage: Eukaryota; Viridiplantae; Streptophyta; Magnoliopsida; Santalales; Ximeniaceae.
GCCAUCCCACAUAAGUAGUAGAUUCUGCAUAACUUACAGCAGGAGAAAUCAGCCAUGCCCUCUUCCCAGCUUCCACAUAGCAGUACCAGUGCUUCAAACUUUGAUGAGCACAGAUGGGUCAUCCAAAUCCGGCGAACCCUAGACGAAGAGCUCGAAGACGAAACCGAUAUCCCGGUUUCCAUCUUCAAUGUCCCCAAAACCCUACUGUGCAGCAAUCCCGAUUCGUAUACACCGCAGCAGGUUGCCCUUGGCCCUUACCACCACUGGCGUCCGGAGCUCUACGAGAUGGAGCGGUACAAGCUCGCUGCGGCGAAACGAACUCAGAAAGAACUCAAAACCCUAAGGUUUCAAAACCUUGUUGAUCAGUUGGUAAAGCUUGAGAUGAGGAUUCGAGCUUGCUACCACAAGUUCCUUGAGUUUAAUGGCGAAACCUUAGCCUGGAUGAUGGCUAUGGAUGCUUCCUUCUUGCUAGAAUUCCUUCAAGUCUAUGCAAUCAAAGAAGGUCAUAGGAAGUUAACACGAGUUUCGUCGAGGAUGUCACACCUGGUUGACUAUGCGGGGAGGAAAUCGGCUCACAACGCAAUUCUUAGAGACAUGGUGAUGCUCGAGAAUCAAAUCCCCAUGUUUGUUUCCCGGAAGAUGUUGGAAUUCCAAUUCUUAUCUUUAGAAUCCGCCGAUGAAAUGUUACUUUCGAUGUUGACGGGAGUGUUCAAAGAGCUUUUCCCUUUCAAGAUGAUGGAGGACUUUCCAAAAAUCCAAGUCUGUGAGAGUGCCCACUUGCUAGACUUCUUGUACCACAUGAUAGUACCCAAAGGAGAAACCCCAUCUGAAAUAACUCCUCUUGAAGAUGAUCAAAAUAAUGAAGCCGCAGAAAGAGAAGAGAAAAAGAAGCAAUGGUCUGGAAAUCCCAGUUAUGUUAAACAACUCUUUGUGGAGUCAUGGAGGCUGGUUUCCAGAUUGAACAAAGGCGUGGUCCGUUUAAUCAAACUCUUGUUGUUCUCUAAACCACUUAGAGUGUUAUUGAAAUUGCCAUGGACAAUCAUCUCCAAUCUUCCUGGACUUUCCCUCAUCUUAAAACCUAUUGAGUCAUUGUUAUUCUCUCAAAACAAAGAAGCAGCCAAACCAGAAGAUGGGAAUUCCAGUUCAAACAACAACAUUCAGAAGCCCCCGUCCAUAGAAGAAAUUGCCAUCCCUUCAGUCACCGAGCUGUCGAAGGCAGGAGUUCUGUUCUCACCGACAAACGGAGGCAUCACAAGUAUUGAUUUCGACAUUAGUACGUGCACACUUCACCUGCCUUCGGUUAGUCUUGACGUAAACAGUGAGGUCAUUUUGAGAAACCUGGUGGCAUACGAGGCAUCAAGUGCAUCAGGGCCGUUGGUUUUUACCCGGUACACUGAGCUAAUGAACGGGAUAAUCGACACGGAGGAGGACGCGAAGCUGCUGAGAGAGAGAGGGAUCAUUCUGAACCAUUUGAAGAGUGAUCAGGAGGUGGCGAAUGUGUGGAAUGGGAUGAGCAGGUCUCUUAGACUGACCAAAGUGCCCUUCUUGGACAAGGUGAUUGAAGAUGUGAACAAGUAUUAUAACGGUAAGUGGAAGGUUAGAGCUGGGAAAUUCGUGAAGGUAUAUGUGUUUGAAUCGUGGAAAGUUCUUACGUUGUUGGCUGCGAUUAUGCUGCUGGUGCUGAUGAGUUUCCAAGCAGUUUGCUCAGUUUACAGGUGCAAUCGCAUACUUCGUGUUAAGACCACCUUUGCUUGAGGGUUGUGUUUGAUGUGCGUCUGAUAAGAAGCAUUACCAAAGAUUUGUGCGUGGGGGUCAUAUUUUUUCUGUGUGCACGUGGUCCUUAAUUUGUCUUUUUUUAUUUUUUCCAGCAAUAUUUUUUGUUUACUUAUUGACCAAAAGAUAAUAUUUUAUUCUUUCUACAGAAUACUGAUGGGUUGUAACGAUUGUUGGAGUGUAUAGAUUAUUUAAUUUGUUUA